Lachancea meyersii CBS 8951 is the source of this 1227-nucleotide messenger RNA. The record is from the annotation of a GenBank genome assembly. NCBI's taxonomy places the organism in Eukaryota, Fungi, Ascomycota, Saccharomycetes, Saccharomycetales, Saccharomycetaceae.
AUGAUCGGCGUGCGCUACUACAGCUCUCAAACGCGCUCCUUUCCGCGCCGAUUGGCCACCAGGCUCGCCAGAUUGCCCGAGGGCGCUCCGCACGCCUCGGGCUGGAAACUGUGGGCUCAGCGCCUGUUUGGGUCCUCCAAGCCGCGCAUGGCGCGGCUCCAGGACGCCCUGGUGCGGGAGUUGGGUCUGACCGACCGUGUCACUCGUUCUAUGGUCCAAAACGAGCUCCACCAGUUGCAUUUCCACAACCCACAAGCAGACAUCAAGACACCGACGCUGUUGGUGCACGGCCACGCAGCGUCCGCCAUGGCGUUCCACCGCAACUUUGCAGGGCUUUCCAGUGCCGUUCAGGACCUGUACGCGGUCGAUUUGCCUUCCAAUGGGCUUUCAGUGGAACUCCCGCUUGAGCUCGAGCUGCCCCCACCGCUCCCGCUGCGCAUUCAGCUGCAAAACGACACUUUCAAGCUCCCAUACACCAUAGAGCCCUUACACCAGCGUGCCGUGGUGCAGGGGUUCGAGAAUUACUAUCUGGACGCCCUGGAGCAGUGGCGUCUCGACAACAAGCUGGGCCGCAUCAACGUCGUGGCACACUCGUACGGAGGGUACCUGUCGUUCAAAUACGCUGCCAAGUAUCCUCACGCAGUGGCAAAGCUCUGUCUGGUGUCACCACUGGGCGUGGAACGCAACGCUUUCGCCGUUGACAAUCGAUGGAGCAGCAACACCGCGUAUCCUACGAAUUACACAGAUCCAGCAUCGAAAUACUACAUCCCGUCACGGCCUGCGAUCCCCAAGCUCAUAUUCGAGUCUCAAACGCGUCUACUGCGGGCGCUGGGCCCGUUGGGGGCCAAAUUGUGCUGGAACUACAUCGCUGCCGCAUAUUCGCGUGUGCCCAGUGUUACGUACAAGCAGUAUGUGUUUGAGAUGUUCUACGGCAAGGAUGGACUGAGCCAGACCAGCAGGGACAUUUUUACGGGUCUAUUUACCAACCGUUUACUGGCGCGCGAUCCACUUUUGAAUUGUUUGGAACAUUUGCGUGUCAAAGACUUGAUGCUGUUGUAUGGGGACCGCGAUUGGAUGAAUCGGACUGCGGGACAACAAUUGGCACAGGAGGCCAAUUCGAUUGGGAUCACUGCUGAUUACAACGAGGUGUCGAGCUCGGGUCACAACUUGUUUCUGGAUAAUCCGGAGGAGUUCAACCAACGAGUGGUUCAGUUUUUGGAUGAGUAG